GAUUUGGGAUGGAAUCGCAGAUGAAAGCGCUCCUCAGAUAGAGAAAGAGAGAGAGAGAGAGAGAGAUAAAGAAAGAGAGAGCAUUGAAUUGAAUAAUGAGGAGUUAAAAGUGAAGGUCACGAACAACGUCAUCUCCCGUUAAAAACUUAACGAAAUCAUUCCACUGCUCUCUCUCUCUCUCUCUCUCUGCUGUGCUGUGCUGUGCUGUGACUUGUGACUUGUUGAGUGGUGGAAGUAGUGAGGUAGUGAGUGGUGGUCUUAGUCUCCAACACUAUUAAUAUCAUCGCGUGGAUUUCAGCGUUAUUCAAACCGUCAUUCAUAGGCGCGCUCACUCGAUUGAUCAUUCUCUACAACUUCCCUACUCUCAGAUUCCAAUACCAUAUACCAUCUUCAGUUUCUGGGUUACUGUUUUCCAUCUCCAUUUCUCCGAUUUAGAUACGUAGGUAGACCUCCAAUUUCCCAUCGAAAUCAUCUUACUGUAGAGAGUAGAGACCCUUUCCAGUUCCUGAUGAUUUAAAGCAUUCAAAGUAGAGAUUCCUCUUCUUUUUGAUCCAUAAAGAAAGAUUUCCAAGUUCUUAAUUGUUAUACUCGUAUGUCUCUUGUCUCUCUGCUAUUACGGUUUGUCGCGAUCGUAAAUUUCUGCUUCCUUUUUUAAGCGCAACAACAUUCAUCCACUGUAUUGUCUAUAAGAAUAUCAAGACUAGUUUUGAUUGUAAUGAUUUACACAAUUUUUGAGGGAUAUUGAGAUCAAAGGUGAUUGGACAGUUAGAAUCCUAGGCAAUUCGGUCAUACUGAGUGCUUGAGAACUUUGUUGAGAGCUGAUGUUCCCGCUUUGAAAGGAAAGGAACACAGUUCCCUGUAAAGACGAACGUUCAAUCGGAGGCCAACCUUUCCCUUACCCCCUUGGCCCCUUUAUAAAUCAUCGAAAAAGCCUUCGCUUCAACAUGCGGGUAGCUCUUGAUAAAGGAAAGAGGAACGUGGAAAGACACACAAGGAGACCAUGCGGAAUGUGAAGCUCCAUGAAGCUCCCAAGCCUCAGACCACCAAACCAAAGGAGCGUCACAUCGUUACCUGGACCCAAGAGGAGGAUGAUAUUCUUCGGGAGCAGAUCAGCCUUCAUGGAACUGAAAACUGGACGAUUAUUGCAGCUAAAUUCAAGGAUAAAACAACUAGACAGUGCAGAAGAAGAUGGUACACUUACUUAAAUUCAGAUUGCAAAAAAGGAGGAUGGUCACCGGAGGAAGACAUGAUCUUAUGCGAGGCUCAGAAGAUAUUCGGUAACAGAUGGACUGAAAUAGCCAAGGUGGUUUCAGGAAGAACGGAUAAUGCAGUGAAAAACCGAUUCUCCACCUUGUGCAAGAAAAGAGCAAAAUGUGAAGCCUUAUCGAAGGAGAACAACAUUUCAUGUAUAAACCCAAACAAUAAGAGAGUAAUAUUACAAAAUGGGUUUGUAACGAACGAUUCCACUCCACCUCUUAAGAAGAUGAGGACCCAAAUCUUGAAUCUCACCAAAAGCUGUACCACCAAAGGAGGAACUCCGAGGGAAUGCACAGAGAAACAGCAGUUGAGACCUCCCUUUGCGGAAUUGGUUCAAAACUUCCACAAUGUUGGCAACUUGUCAGCUCAGCAGCAAGUCAGCAACAACACCAAAGUAGCCUUUAAUGAUGCUGAAGAUAACAAGGUCCAGGGAACAUUUCUUAGAAGGGAUGACCCAAAGAUCACUGCUUUGAUGCAGCAAGCAGAACUGCUCAGCUCGCUGGCACUGAAAGUUAACACAGAUAACACCAACCAGAGUCUUGAAAAUGCCUGGAAGGAACUGCAAGAUUUCUUAAACCGAAACAAAGAUAGCAAUCUGCUAAGCUACAGAAUCUCUGAAACGGAUUUUCUAUUCGAUGAUUACAGAGACUUGGCAGAGGAUUUAGCCCAUGAUAAUAUGGAAAGUCAACUAUUAUGGAGGCAACAAGAUUUAUAUGAGGAAUCUCCAGGCAGUUCUGGGUACAGCACAGGAUCAACUCUCCAGUCCCAUGCAGCAGCUGAUAAAACAGAACGACAUCAAGCUGAAGUAUGUUCACUGCACCAGAAUGAUAUUGUUACACCACAGUUAGCUCAUACAAGAGAAGUACAAAAUGAUCUAAGUGGUUGCGAUGAUGGGGUUUCUAUAACGAAUACUCAAGCAGAAAUCUUCUUUUCUCCUGAAGAAUUGAAAGAAAAUGGAGUCAUGCAUAUCUUCCCAAACACAGAGUUCAGUUCCCCUCUCCAAGUGACCCCACUGUUCCGAUCAUUGGCAUCAGAGAUCCCAAGCCCCAAAUUUUCAGAAAGUGAGAGGAACUUCCUACUGAAGACACUUGGUUUGGGUUCCCCACCUCCUCACCCAAGCACCAGCCCAUCCCAACCACCCCCUUGUAGAAGGGCACUCCUCCAUAGUCUCUGACCAACUUCUCCAAAUUUUACAGCGAAUUUGUGCCCUAGACUAUUCUCAGAAUUUUAGCAUGUCAUGAGGUUUUGUCUUCAUUCUUCUCCUCUCCAACUUUAUUUCAUUACACUUCAAAAGUGUGCUUGAGUGUGCCAUUACACACUCUAAGCAUUCCAACAUACCUGGCCAUGCUUCAAUACUCACAUUGAACUCCCCAUUGUUCUUUCUUCUCGAAAGAUGUGAUCUGGUCAUUGUUUCACAGCUCCAGUUUUUGGUAUUUGAUUUGUCAUUUGUACAUAAUCUGCAUUACAAAACCCUAGUUCCUUUCAGAGUGUAAUUACACAUCGGCAGUUUGGCAUCUCCCAUUUAAAUAGCAGGAAAAAAAAAAAAAAAAAAAGAGCCAGGGAGGAUCAACCAGUUGUAUGGGAGAUUCGAUUUUGGUGUGCAUAGGGUAUAGAUUUUAGAAUAAGAGUUGUUUCUUUCUUUAUUUUUUGCUUUUUUUACUCCUCAUUGUUCUUUUUUGAGUUUUCUUUGCAAGGAUGUAAGUAUUGAAUGCAACCUUCAAAGUUUUUAGAGCAUAAUGUGUUAUGGGUUUUGUGUGUACAAA
Messenger RNA from Macadamia integrifolia, 3020 nucleotides. RefSeq names its product transcription factor MYB124-like. Gene Ontology annotation, molecular function: DNA-binding transcription factor activity, RNA polymerase II-specific; RNA polymerase II cis-regulatory region sequence-specific DNA binding. Lineage: Eukaryota; Viridiplantae; Streptophyta; Magnoliopsida; Proteales; Proteaceae. Gene Ontology annotation, cellular component: nucleus. The record is from RefSeq and is a predicted model, not a curated record. Gene Ontology annotation, biological process: regulation of DNA-templated transcription. The coding region runs from base 1001 to 2431 and encodes 476 amino acids. The transcript is spliced from 12 exons.